CUGCACCAGAUCCAGCGGACCUCGUAGUGUUUGAGCAUCAACCUCCCAUACACACACGAAAAUGACUCACCAGUACCCAGCUCUCUCUGCUGAGCAAAAGAAGGAAUUGGCAGACAUCGCUCAACGGAUUGUGGCGCCUGGAAAGGGCAUCUUGGCUGCUGAUGAAUCUGUGGGGAGCAUGGACAAACGGCUUGGCGGAAUUGGUGUGGACAACACCGAGGAGAACAGGCGACUGUACCGUCAGUUGCUCUUCAAGGGCGAUGAGCGUAUGCAGGAAUGCAUUGGCGGUGUCAUCUUCUUCCAUGAAACUAUGUACCAACAGGGCGACUGCGGCACCGAUUUUGUCAAGAUGAUCAAGGACAAAGGAAUUGUUGUUGGGAUUAAGGUUGAUAAAGGUGUGGUCCCUCUUGCCGGCACCAAUGGAGAAACUACUACUCAGGGUUUGGAUGGAUUAUCCGAACGCUGCGCACAGUACAAGAAAGAUGGAGCUGACUUUGCCAAAUGGCGUUCUGUUCUUAAGAUCAGUGAGACUACUCCCUCUCCUCUUGCUAUACUGGAAAAUGCUAAUGUGCUUGCCCGCUAUGCCAGUAUCUGCCAGCAGAAUGGCAUUGUUCCCAUUGUAGAACCUGAAAUCCUUCCUGAUGGAGAACAUGACCUGAAACGCUGCCAGUAUAUAACUGAAAAGGUGCUCGCUGCUGUAUACAAGGCUCUUAGUGAUCAUCAUGUAUAUCUGGAAGGCACUUUAUUAAAACCUAACAUGGUAACUGCUGGCCAUGCUUGUCCUACCAAAUACAGUGCAGAGGAGGUUGCCAUGGCAACUGUUACUGCUCUGCGUCGCAGUGUACCCCCUGCUGUGCCAGGAGUUACUUUUCUAUCUGGUGGACAAAGUGAAGAAGAGGCAACGAUUAAUCUGAAUGCCAUCAACAACUGCCCUCUUGCCAGACCUUGGGCUCUCACAUUCUCUUAUGGCCGUGCCCUGCAGGCCUCUGCACUCAAUGCCUGGCGUGGCAAGAAGGACAAUGAGGACGCAGCCACUAAGGUGUUCUUGACAAGAGCUGAGGCCAAUGGUCUUGCAGCCCUUGGAAAGUAUGAACACUCUGGGGAUGGAGCUGGAUCAGCUGGACAGUCCCUGUAUGUUGCAAACCAUGCAUACUGAGCUCUCGCCUACAGAACAGCUGUCCUCCUCCUGCAAGCAGCCUCCACAUGGACAUCCCCUGCGGCCAAAGCCUGCAAUAGCCACAGCCAUUUCCUAUCUAGCUUAUUGCCCUAACCUUAUGUUGCUAAUAUGAUCUUGAUGUAAUAGAGGUGGGGUUGUGAGUGAAUUGAUCAGGCUUUGCCCAUUCUUGCCGUGUAAUGUACCUGGUUGUAGUAUAUUUUCCUAACGUUUUUCUUUUUGAAGAUUCUGCUUUACAGCCAUAAUAAGAGGAGUGCAGAUAUCUCUGUGGGUAAUCCUUCCAAACUGGUUAUAGUGUGUCAGAGGAAAUUAUCCUCCUGCACAAUAACAAGCUGCACACUAACAUCUACUAUUCAUCCAAUCCAUGGCUUACUCACCCAGGCACUGUUCUGUCUUGCACUUUGCAGUACUUCUAUAGUUGUUUAGUGUGAGAAGUGUUGUGCUUCCUAUUCCACUAAAAGCAGGUCCUUCCCACUUCCCUAGGGCUUUGGCAAGGAAUUGAGAUACUGAAAGGAGAGAGAUUGGGAAGGGUAACGAACGGCUGUGCAUCUUGUGAAAGUAGUGUUGUCUGUCUCUGUCUGACUAAUGUACCAAAUAGUAAGAAAAUAAAUUAUAUAUUGAAAA
Messenger RNA from Xenopus laevis (African clawed frog), 1798 nucleotides. RefSeq names its product aldolase, fructose-bisphosphate C L homeolog (gene aldoc.L). Lineage: Eukaryota; Metazoa; Chordata; Amphibia; Anura; Pipidae. Gene Ontology annotation, biological process: glycolytic process. The record is from RefSeq and is marked provisional. Gene Ontology annotation, molecular function: fructose-bisphosphate aldolase activity.